This is a messenger RNA of Rotaria socialis, 2028 nucleotides long. NCBI's taxonomy places the organism in Eukaryota, Metazoa, Rotifera, Eurotatoria, Philodinida, Philodinidae. The record is from the annotation of a GenBank genome assembly.
AUGGGUGCACAAUAUUCAUCAUUAAAUGAAUUAAAAUCUAAUCAAUAUUUAUCACAAUUUGUUAGCGAAGAGACUAUAUCAGCAAAUGAUCCAUUUUGGAAUCAAUUUCUUUCAUUUCGACUUCAAUCUCCGUUUACUACUGCUCAUUCAAAAUUGAUCGAUGAAUCCUGUUCAAUAUUUCUUCAACAAUUUGAAGCUAAUAAUCCUAAAACAAAUAAUUAUGGAACACUUAUUGAAGUUUUUAUUCGCUUAGCAACUGCUGUUCGUGAUGAAUGUGAUGAUAAUAUUGUUACAUGGCAAACGUAUAGUGCUCUAUUCAUUCUUCGUUCUAUAUCAAAAUAUUUUAUUGAAAUUGAUUCAGAACAAAAUUUGUAUCCAUAUUUUUUACCACAAGACAAUCCAAAUAGAGUCUCAUUAAUGAGUUAUUUUGUUGAUACAUUAUUUCGAACGACAAUUGCUAUACCAGUUCAAUCAUAUUCAUAUGCAUUACAUUUGGAAGUUUUGAAUACUUUACUGUCAUUAUUAUCUAUUCAAAUGUGUGCGAAAGAAGCAGCACUCAUCAAUGCAAUUUAUAGUAUUUUUAUGCAUCGGCUUGAUCCGUUAUUAAUAUCGGAAUUUACACGAACAUUAUUAGAACAUUUUAUUAAACAAACCGAAUGUCCGCCAACAUUAGCUGUUGCUCCCUUAAGUGGAUCGGAUGGUGAUAGUGGAGCUUUAUAUAAAAUUGGACAAAGUGUUGCAUAUGGCCUAUGGUCUGUAGUCACGCUUGGUAUGGGUUCAUCGUCGACAUCGAAUACAACGGAUGAAACAGUAACUGCCGAUGAUCCAGCCUAUGAACUUCGUAAUCGUCAUUUAGCAAACCAAAGUAUACAUUUACUUUUAAUUCUAAGUAAUCAUUUUACUAAUGAUGCUCAUCGAAAUCCUUAUCGAUUGGCUUUAUUACAUUUUACUGAUACACAAGGCAAUCCAACAAAUUUACCGGAUUCUGAACCAUUACCUUGGUUUUCUGUCGAUUAUCGUCGUUUAUAUGAUAUUCUCUGUGAAACAGCACAUACAGAUCAGAGUACAUUGCUACUCUAUAUGUUACUGCAUCGAAAUCAACAUUUUAAAGCUUAUGUUAUAUCUCGAACGAAUAUCGACCAGAUUGUCCUACCGGUUCUUCGAGUCAUUUAUGCAGCUACCGAACGAAAUUCACAUCAUAUUUACAUGUCAUUAAUUAUUCUGCUGAUUUUAUCUGAAGAUGAUUAUUUUAAUAAAACAAUACAUGACAUAAAAUUGAAAAGUUUGUCAUGGUAUACCGAACGUUCAUUGAGUGAAAUAAGUUUAGGUGGCUUACUUGUUGCUGUUGUUCUACGUACAAUACAAUUUAAUAUGACACGUAUGCGUGAUAAAUAUUUGCAUACGAAUUGCCUUGCUGCAUUAGCAAAUAUGUCAUCACAAUUUCAAAAUUUGCAUACAUAUGUUUCACAACGAAUUGUUUCUUUAUUUAAUUUACUUGCACGUAAACAUACGAAAACAUUAGAUCUUAUUAAACAACAAACAUCAACAACAGAUGAAAGUGUAUCUAAUGAAUAUGCACAAGAUUUAAGUAUUAUUGAAGAUGUUAUGAGAAUGGUUUUAGAAAUAAUUAAUUCUUGUUUAACACAUACGUUACAACAUAAUAUUAAUCUUAUUUAUACAUUACUUUAUAACAGAGAUAUAUUCGAUAAUUAUAGAACACAUCCUAAUUUUCAAGAUAUUUUACAAAAUAUUGAUAUUGUUAUAAUAUAUUUUGCUGACAAAGUAGAUAAACUUGAACAACGUUCAGCUGAAUAUGUGAAAGAAGCUUUAGAAAUGGGUGCAAAACAGUUUCCAUUGGAUAGAUUAAAAAAAUUUCCGGAAUUAAAAUUCAAAUAUGUUGAAGAAGAACAACCUGAAGAUUUUUUUGUACCAUAUGUAUGGACAUUAGUUUACAAAUCUUGCAAUCUAUAUUGGUCAUCGGAAUCAAUUCUUAUCUUUAAACAACAACCAUCAUUAAUUUCACAGUGA